Molecule: messenger RNA, 772 nt
Organism: Lycium ferocissimum
Lineage: Eukaryota; Viridiplantae; Streptophyta; Magnoliopsida; Solanales; Solanaceae
Product: pheromone-processing carboxypeptidase KEX1-like
Exons: 3
Coding region: 159-644 (161 amino acids)
Source: RefSeq, a predicted model, not a curated record
GGUUUUGGACAAAAAAACAGAAGUUGCGUCUUAAAAGCCUAAACCCUACAAACAGCUGCCCCUCCCCAACCAUCAGUGACUCAGUGUGGAACCCUUCUGCACUAACUGCAACUAUUACUUCCCAAAUCUGAAUCUUUCUUACAUUUUUUAGGUAUUCAAUGGAUGUGGAGAUACUUUCCACCACCAAUGUGGGUUUGCAGAGAAUGAUUUGUUCAGUGGUGCUUGAAACUGCUUUGGCUGCUCAAAAAUCUCUUCUUUCUCUUCUCUUCAUGAGUGAAUUUCUAUGCUUGUACCCUGACCUUGUUGGAGUAGAGAAGAGGUUUCCUUUUGGUGAGCUUAAAAGAGCUACCGUGCCAGAUAAUGAACCCAAAGAUUCAAGUGAUACUGAGGAUGAUGAUGAUGAUGAAGAUGGCGAGGGCACCGAUAAUGACGAAGACGAUGAUGAAGAAGGAGGAAGUGAUGAUGAUGAUGAAGAGGAUUCUGAUGGAGAUGAUGCUGGGGCAAAUGGAAAUGGAGGGCAUGAUGAUGAUUCCGAUGACGAAGAUGACGAUGAAAAUGAUGAUUCCGAUGAUGAAGAGGAUGAUGAUGAUGAGGAUGAUGACGAGGAAGAAGAUAAUCAGCCACCAUAUAAGAAGAUAAAAUGAGAAGAUCAUACUACACUUUCCCAAUUCCUUAGUUGAUAGAAAUGAUUUGUUUUACAAAUUCUAUGGUGAAGUUAACCUUUUCUUGUCUGUUCCUACACUAAUCAAUUAAAAAGUUCUAGCUCUUGGAA